Kockovaella imperatae is the source of this 2145-nucleotide messenger RNA. RefSeq lists its product as hypothetical. Gene Ontology annotation, cellular component: chromatin. The record is from RefSeq and is a predicted model, not a curated record. Bases 1 to 2145 code for a protein of 714 amino acids. Gene Ontology annotation, biological process: regulation of transcription by RNA polymerase II. Gene Ontology annotation, molecular function: RNA polymerase II cis-regulatory region sequence-specific DNA binding; DNA-binding transcription factor activity, RNA polymerase II-specific. NCBI's taxonomy places the organism in Eukaryota, Fungi, Basidiomycota, Tremellomycetes, Tremellales, Cuniculitremaceae. The transcript is spliced from 2 exons.
AUGUCGACCUACUCUCAGGACCGACCUCCGUUAGGAGGCAGUGGGUAUGACAACAACUCCACCCCUCACUACUCUCGAUCCGCACCUUCCAGUGGUCCGAGCGGUACACCAACUGGCCCAUCUCCAGAUCGUUACGCUCAAGUAACAUCCGUAGCAACUCCAGCUCACGGCAAGGCGCGGCCCGUUCCUCAGUCCCCAUUCCCAUCUACUGGCGAAUCUACUUCGUCGUAUGCCCAACCUCAUCCCCAACCACCUAUCACUCCCCUCAGCGCAUCUCACUAUCCUUCUCAACCACCGCCGUCUAGCGGCAGCGGAUCAUUCUUCGGUGUAGCUCAGACACCGACCGACCAGGCCAUUCCCUCACCCCCGCCGACCACCACAAGUCGUCCAGGUAGUUCUAACGCCAACUUCACACCGGACGGUGUACCCAUCGUACCUGUGGGCGUCAGCGGAGGCAAAAUGUUCAGGUGUAGAGGGUAUGGCGAAUGUGACAAGGUCUUCACCCGGAGUGAACAUCUUGCAAGGCAUGUUCGUAAACACACUGGUGAAAGACCUUUCCCAUGUCAUUGUGGCAAAGCUUUCUCUCGUCUCGACAAUCUCCGUCAACAUGCCGCUACUGUUCACGCCGAUCAGACACCACUGAACGACGCCAUGCUCAGCUCAUUGGCACCCGUUCACGCGGCCCUGUCUCAACGGGCAAAUCGUGAACAGCGAAAACGUGGCGAGGUGGUCGAAGUGCCCAAAGGUGCCGUGGAGAGACGACACAGCGAAGUGUCUCGUAAAGGCUCGCCAGUCGCUGGGCAGGUCCAUGUGCCUGCGGCUUACGAUGCCUACGGACAGACUGGUCCAGUAGGUCCAGACUGGCACGUCCCUCUCCCGCAAGCAAGUCGACCACGUACAGGAGGUGCUUUCGAUUACUACCAGAGCGCUCCGGACGAUGCACCAAGUCAAGGCGCUGCGCCUCAUGGGGACGAUGCUGGCCCUAGUCGUCGUCCAAUGUCGUCUGCCAGCUCGUAUGCCGGUUACCCUUCAGUCUACUACGACAACAGUAAUAUGCGCCCGCCGACAUCCACCGCAACGACGCCGCAACCCAAUGCGCAUGAGCUCAGUCAGCUACCUUAUCCGUAUCGUCCAAUGUCAUCAAAUGGCCGAGAUCUGCCGGUCCCAGCCCACUAUGCUGGGUCUGAACCUCCUCAGUCCGCUCACAGUACACUCAGUACUCAUCCGCCGCCUUCGCCCAUGUAUGCGCCUCCUCAUGCGACACCGGCAGCUGCUGCACCGUCUUCGCAUUGGUCGUCACCAUCGAGUCAUACUGCCUACCCUGGUUCUGAGCCAUAUCACGCUCACCCGGGAGCGAGCCACGAGGCUUAUGCAUACCCACCGCCACCCGCACAAGAGGCCGCCGGAUCUCAUGGGCCACCUUAUGGAGCUCCACCUCCCCCUCCAUCGGGCGCAUACGGAUACUCGAACCAAGCGACAUAUUACCCUCCGCAGCAGUAUGGAUCAUUGCCACCGCCACCUCCUCAGUUCGGGACACCUGGAUCUUAUCCUCCUCCGCCUCCGGGAUAUCCUCAUCCUCACCCUCACUCUCUCCCUCCACCUUCGAGUCUGGCUCAUCCGACUCCACCAGCACCUGCUGCUCAUCAUCAUCAAGCCUCUCUUCACACGCCCGGCGCGCCACCACCUGAUUCUCCCUUUGCCUAUCAGCCGUCUCCUCAGCAAUUCAGCUAUGGACAGGGAGGAUUCUACGAUGCGGCCCGUAAGCGUCGGAUGGACGAGGAGGCCAGCAGUGCUCGCAAAUACCCUCGUAUGGACAGCAGUCACACCGGUGUUUCAUCGGCGAAUGAGAGCCUAAAUGUGGCCUUUUCAUCCGACAAGGAUCAAGAUAGUUUGUGGUUGCCUCCAGUGACCGAGCGACGAUCAUCGUUGGCCAUUUCGGCGCUUCUUGGAUCGCCUCAACAGGUGCCCAGGUCGAGACCUGGGACAGCAGAUCUGAACGUAUCGUCACACUUUGAUACGUACAAAUUCCCAAGUGACAGCAAAACCUCUGGACCAAGCGUUCCCUCCACGCCGUUGAUCAAUGCUCGACCGGCAAUCAAGGAAGAAGUCAAGCAGGAGCCUAUUGCAACAGCGGGUGCAGCUUAG